AUGGUUGAAUCAUUCUACGAACUGAAGGCGGAGAUGCCCGGAGGGAAAGUGUACGAUUUCGCCGAUCUGAAAGGAAAGGUCGUGCUCAUUGUGAAUACCGCCUCCCAAUGUGGAUUUACACCCCAGUACAAGGGCUUGCAGAAGCUGUACGAGAAGUUCAAGGACAAGGGCUUCGUGAUCCUAGGGUUCCCCUGCAAUCAGUUUGGCGGACAAGAGCCCGGUGACGACAAGGCUAUCUCAGAAUUCUGCACUUUAAACCAUGGCGUUACGUUCCCUUUGAUGAAGAAAUCAGAUGUUAAUGGCGACAAUACCAAUGAAGUCUUUAAGUGGCUCAAGUCCCAGAAGGCUGGUAUCCUUGGGUUGACCAGGAUCAAGUGGAACUUCGAGAAGUUCUUGAUUGACAAGAAUGGCAACGUCGUCAGUCGCUGGGCUUCGACUACCUCCCCUGAUGCCAUUGACGCAGAAGUUGCUAAGCUGUUGUGA
This is a messenger RNA of Gloeophyllum trabeum ATCC 11539, 483 nucleotides long. Its product is annotated as glutathione peroxidase. The record is from RefSeq and is a predicted model, not a curated record. Gene Ontology annotation, molecular function: glutathione peroxidase activity. Gene Ontology annotation, biological process: response to oxidative stress. The transcript is spliced from 5 exons. NCBI's taxonomy places the organism in Eukaryota, Fungi, Basidiomycota, Agaricomycetes, Gloeophyllales, Gloeophyllaceae. Bases 1 to 483 code for a protein of 160 amino acids.